AUGACUUCCUUGUAUACUCAUCAGAACUCCUCUAGAGCCUCUUCGGGAUCUGCCCGAAGAGUCUCAUCUUACAACCCCUUUAGACUAAACGGGAACAACCAGUCAUCGUCGUCAGUUGGAGAAUCGAAUGAUCCGACUUUUAAAGCUUGGCGAGAUAACGUUGCCCAACUAGAAGAUCUCUCAGAUGAAGCAACAGAAACCGUUUUUGUUGACAUGGGCUUGGAAAGACCACAGCUUACUUCGACCAACUCCAGUAACCAAAUGAACAAGUACUCCAAUAAUCCUUUUGCUGAGGAUUUGCUACAAAGCAACUCGGGCGGGUCGGCCAAUACGCCAAUUCGCCAACAGGCCCCGCCAAUUAAUAGAGAUUCAAAGCCUCCCAAAGAAAGCCCAGAGUUGCCUCCUUCUUACGAGGAGGUUGCAGGCUCCUCUCCGACGAAAGAAUAUCCACCAGAGAAGCCGCUAGGGUCACAGGAAGAAAGAAGGUCAACUAGAUCCCACAACUACCGUUCACAUUCUCACCCACGCAGAGAAGAUGACGCCAAACAACAUUCUCAACACCGCAGUGGUAGAAGAGAACGCGAAAAGGAAAAGGAAAGACAGCGCUAUAUUGAGCGUGAUAGGCAAAGAAGUACCAAGGGUAGAAGCAAAAAAGACAAGGAUCCUCUCAAGCCCUCCAAGAAUCUUGACACUAUUGAUAAACUGGACGUAACUGGAUUUUUUGGCGGCGGUGGGUUCCAUCACGAUGGACCCUUCGACGCAUGUACACCCCACAGAAACACGAACAAGAAAGCACCGCCAGUGAUGGCGUUCCCAGUUGAUGGUCCCAACAGCACAAUCAAGGGGAUGGGACCACUACACUCAAAGGAAGAACAGAUGGACAUUGUGUUUGGAAUUUCUGAGCAGGACCCCCUAUACGCAGGUAGCAAGAAUGCAUCCAGGGCACGGGGAAUGAGUUCAAACCAACGACUUUCUCAGCCUAUGUAUCAGAAUGGGAACAGUACGUCGACCUCUUUACCCAGUGUUAUUAAACACGAUCCCUCUGUCGUUCAGUUUGACACCAAUGUAAAGGCUGAGCCUGUGCAUGGACAAACGACGUUAGGGUUAGGAAGUUCUACCUUUUUGGAUGGUGCCCCUGCAAGCAAAGACGCCGAAUUGCAAGAUCAUGCGGCAAAAAGCAAUGAACUGAGUAGAAAAAAAUCGUUAUUACGUAGAAUGAAGGCUGCCAGUCCGCCUACGGCAAGAAGAACAUCUGAGGACAACAACAUAUACCAUAAAGAAGGCGAAGAAAGGAAUGGUGCAAACGGCUUACUGAAGCGUGUUAGAAGUCUGAAGGUUUCUAGAAAGUAG
Molecule: messenger RNA, 1350 nt
Organism: Komagataella phaffii GS115
Lineage: Eukaryota; Fungi; Ascomycota; Pichiomycetes; Pichiales; Pichiaceae
Exons: 2
Coding region: 1-1350 (449 amino acids)
Cellular component (GO): cytoplasm
Source: RefSeq, a predicted model, not a curated record